CCAUGAGUGAUAUUGUCUUAUACUAUUUGGAAUCCUUCUUUCUUUAAUGAUUUUAUCUUCGCAUUGGUACUCACUAUUCAGUUUCUGAAUCCAAUAAACAAUUAAUAUCGCUACAAGCCUUAUUAUUGGUUUGUGCCUUGCUCUUGUUUGAUACUACUACCUCUUUAUCGUUUCCCAUGUGCACCUUGCUUUCAUCUCAAACUAAGGUAUACUGAAAACCCGGAUGGUUUGGAAUUUGGCUACACUAGUCUUUUUUUACUUUUUAUGCAUAUCACUACUCGUGUAUUAAUAUCUUGUUUCACCAUAUAUAUUUUCCCUUGGAUCUUGGUAGCUUACAACUACUCUAUUAUACAAUGAUAUAUAUGUUGGUAUUCUUAUAGCGAAGAGCUUCUUGGCAUCUACAUUAUUUUCCUUCACUUCUCAUUUUGCAAACAAAUUAAUAUGCCAAGCACAAGAAAUCUGAGGUACCUCAACCUCAAUAUGUGUUGCUCAAAUUCAGCCACUCCUGAAUCAGAAUCUCCUCCAUUGAGCCCCAUCACCACUUCCUCAAAUCAUAACUCUCAAUGUCCAUCUCCUUCUUCAAUCAUGAUCAAGAACUUCAACUCUAUCUAUGACCCUACCUUAACCUCUCACCACUCUUUCACCUCAACUUUUUUCUCCACCACCACUUUAUUUGAGUCCGAACCUGAACCUGAACCUGAACCCGCCGAUUUCGCCACCGCCUUUGCCUCACAACGCUUCUUCUUCUCCUCCCCAGGCCACUCCAAUUCCCUCACCAAGGCCAACACCAACACAUCUCAACACUCACCAUCAUUGAGAGAUGAUGGUGAUGUUGAGAAAAUGAAGAAGAAGAAGCUGUUGUUCAAAGGCAGUGUGGCCGUGGCAACAUACUCGCCGGAUCCUUACGUGGAUUUCCGGCGAUCAAUGCAGGAGAUGGUGGAGGCGCGUCCAGAGUUGAUGGACGUGAAGUCCAAUUGGAACAUUCUUCACGAGCUUCUUCUAUGCUACCUUGCUCUCAACCCAAAGAGCACACACAAGUUCAUUCUUGGUGCCUUUGCCGAUCUCCUCGUUAGCCUCAUGUCUUUCUAGUGUUGGAUCUUCAAUUUUGGUUUGUAAAUUUGAAUAAUGAAACAUGUAAUGCUGGUGCCGGAUAAUGAUUGUUUCAUUAAUUAAUGUCCCACUUUGUUACUCACACUCAUUUUUGCUUUGUCCUUCAUUUGGUUAGUGUUAAGUUACGUACUAAUAACUAGUAGGGUGGGGAACCUCUAUACUCUAACUUGGUCCCCUCCAUGCAUUCAUUCAUUGUCCUUUACUCCAGCUUUCACCAUCCUUAAUUGAUUUGUUUUGGAUGGAGAGAUUUUGAAGGCUUUGGUCACAAUUAAUUUUAUUAUGGGGAACCUCAGUUGAGCUAAUGCCAUGUGACCAUCUUGUUAACAUGGUGGUUUGGAAAGUUGCAAAUAUUUUUUGGGGUGUCUAGACAAUAUGGAAAGCCUUUAAUUUCUUCAUAAUUUAAACUUGG
This is a messenger RNA of Cajanus cajan (pigeon pea), 1519 nucleotides long. Lineage: Eukaryota; Viridiplantae; Streptophyta; Magnoliopsida; Fabales; Fabaceae. The record is from RefSeq and is a predicted model, not a curated record.